AUGUCCUCUUUUCUACAGGAACUUGGUCCCGUGGCGGUGUCUCACCGACAGGAGUUGGAGGAAGUGAAGAGAGAACUAGACAUCAAGAGGGAUGAAUUGGAUUGUUGGAUAUAUGGAUUUCUGGAGAAUAAAAAGUUCGAUGUCAAGGAAACUGUUGCGAAGUUGCAACGGCGCUUUGCGAUGGAGGUAAAUGAGAUGGCCAAGUAUGAAUUCACGGAGUACAUGCGAACAUCACUGAGGUUGGGCAUUAUACAGGUGAUUGGAGAAGACAAGUGUGGUCGCACCAUCUUUUACGUUACAGUGAACCGGGACAAGAAAGCGGCGAGUCAUCGUGAUGGGAAGAAACAUACGUUUGAUCUGAUGGUGAGUUACGGGACACGACUGCGAGCGGAUAACAAACGGUGCCAAAUGGUGCUGCUCGUAAACUACGAGGAUGCAAGCAUGUGGAGCAACGUGGAUAUGUCGUUACAGGCAGAUGUGGCGUUGCGCAUAUCAAAAUUUUUCCCUGGAUGUAUUAGCAAAGUAUAUAUCUGCAACAUGGGCCGAAUGCUUUGUUCUGUGGCGAAGCCUUUGUUCUCGCAGCUCCCAUCAGCUUUCUCUGAUAGUAUUAUGUUUUUCUCCAAAAGCGAUCGAGCAUCCGGUAGGCUUUUGGAGUUUAUUGAUGAAAGUGUUCUCCCUGUACAACUCGGUGGCACGAAUGAUUGUGAUAACCAGGAGCAUUGGGACCGUCACGGGGACAUUAUUGAAGAUUACUACCAUGGAAUGAAGGCUGCUAUCUCAGAGCGUGGGUUGACGGUGAAGGAGUGGGAGCUGCAAUGCAUUGAGCAGCCCAACGUUCCGGUACGUCACCCGUCCUUAGCCUCGGAAACGGAGUCGAUGGUAUCGCUGCUGACAUUUGGCUCAAGUUUAACAGCCACUCCAGUAGAAGGGAACCUCAAUGGCAUGUGGAGACAUGAUAAUGAUAUUUCACCUCCUCUGGAAGAAGAGGAAAAUGAAUGGUGUUUGCUCAUGAAACCGCUACCUAACAAUUUGUCAUUGUUUUUCCUCGAGGAAUUGUAUCGCUGGCGCGUUGCCGUGUCGGCGGAGGAGGGUGAAAUGCGCUGUGCUCUGAUGGACGAUUAUGCGGCAGCGUGGAAACGCGAGUUCGAUGAACUACCGAUGCUUGACCUUUCGAACAAAAAGUGGUACCGAUUCAUCCCAGAGUCCCUUCGGGAACUCUAUCACGGUGUACUCAUCGUUGUUAAUGUCGCCAGUAGCCUCUCCUUCUUAGUGGCGCUCCUUUUCUUCAUGGCACUAACUUCCAGUGCAGCCGUGACGGUGUUCUUAGCGUUCUUCAUUGAAUGGAACUAUGUGUAUGCAUUAUUCGCAACACUGAUUUUGGUGACGUUCCAAGGCACUGCGUUGUGCUCACGUGCAGUUACCGUUCUUGUGGUGAUCAUGAAACACAAAGUCGUCCCACCACUGGACAUGUUGGGGAAAACACGCGGCAGUGUGGCGCAGCUCAUAUUAUUUUGUUCGAUGAUAUUUCUACAGAUGUUUUCCUUCGGAUACUCCAUGACGCACAGCUCCUUGUUGAGAAGUAUUCAGGUGACGUUUGCUACUGGGUGGCUGUUUGCUGUGGCAUUUCUAGCGUUGUGCCAUAUUGUGCUUUUUUUUGAUUGGAUACCGAUGGGCGAGCAAAGGCGGAAGAAAAAUCAGGGUUCCAUGUUAGCCCUGUACCUGCUGUUGGACGUGCAAGAGAGUGAGGAAAAGACGGAGGCCGUUCUCACGCGCAGGCUUUCUACCACAAUUGCUUGCGCCGUGCCAAUCACACUGGAUUUUCUACUGGGUAUUGCAUUUAUCAUUAGUGGAAUGAUCCCAUUUGCAGUGGCUACAUGCAUCGCUACCGUCGCAGCCAUCCUGACGAUAGACUACUGUUCACUGGGGCGCUCCUCGAUGUCGAGUCGUUCAGUGCUUCGCAGUACGGUGGCUUUUGCGUGUAUGUUGUGGCUGUACCUCUGCUUCUCCUUCAGAUUCCUGCAGUAUGAUGGCCCAUGGAUUGUCUCAGUAUGCACGGUAGCAGCGGUAAACGUGGUGUUCAUAAGCUUAGCUGUGUUUUGUUUGAGGAAAAGAAGCGCAAAGAAAACGCUGCGCGGUUUGCUCUUUCUGUUCGUCAUCCUCCUCAUAACCAGCUGUACCGCCAGCUUCUUCCUCGUUGGAUCGACGGUGGGUGUCAUUUCCUUAGUGCUUCUAAUACACAGUGGGAUGGGCAUUUUCUGCGUUCGCCGCCGGUCGCGCAAUAUCGGUGGAACCUUCAUUUUCUAUGGUGCACUCGCUAUGCUUGCCCUCUCGUGCGUUUUGCUGGGUUGGUUGGGUGCUAAAUGGCAGUAUUGGGUGCCACAUAGCCUACCUCCCGUUAAUGCCUCCGGACCCCGUGACCCAUUAGAAGAAUACCAUCAAUAUCCCAUCUGCACUUUGCGCACCGCAGGGGGGUUUGGUAUCGUUGAUUUCGCUCUGCUUACUGAGGUUUCCGGAGCGUCAAAGGAAAAUGUGUUCCAUGAAGAUUUUGACAACUGGUUCGGAAGUACAGACGUGGUGUACAACAACACGGUCAAAGUAUAUGGCGAGAGAAAUGAACAAUGGUCCAUAUCCCGAUUUGACUCUUUAGCAAGGAAUGUUACUGUGUUAACCCUGCAGAACGGGCGUGUUUACUCAUCGAUCAUUACAAUGACCGUGUGGAUCGGUUACAUUGCCCUUGCACCACUUCAAAUCCUUCUUCCAAACAACUGGUUGAAGCAGGUGGCGUUCCUUCUUUCAUUUUUGACGAGGGCUAUUGACUUUACGUGGUAUGAUGUCAAAGAUGAGGUCGUACGUUACCUGACAGAGAUGAAGAAUACAACUUCCAAUGAAAUUGUACUCACCGCAUGGGGCAUCGCGGGCGGCAUCGCCUCACUGGCCGGGGUCGAAUCUCACACGCAAACGAUCACUUUCGGCUCUCCAGGUCUUAUGGAUGCGCUUCACUACACCAAUUAUACAGAGGGUGAAUAUCACAAGUACGUUCUAGCAGUUGUGUCAGAAUUGGAUGUGUUGAACGCCGUUACAAGGUAUGAUCCUACAACAUAUCAACGAAUCCAGUGCAGUGCCGGUUCAAACACUUGUGGAAGCAUGAAUUACAUCUCUUCUGAGCUAGUCCGUGUGUGUGACACAACGGGAAGGCGGCAUGUCGGCCAGCAAGUGGAGGAAUCGGUUCAUGAGAUGUAG
Messenger RNA from Trypanosoma brucei brucei TREU927, 3240 nucleotides. RefSeq lists its product as hypothetical. Bases 1 to 3240 code for a protein of 1079 amino acids. NCBI's taxonomy places the organism in Eukaryota, Euglenozoa, Kinetoplastea, Trypanosomatida, Trypanosomatidae. The transcript has a single exon. The record is from RefSeq and is a predicted model, not a curated record.